Molecule: messenger RNA, 756 nt
Organism: Hevea brasiliensis (rubber tree)
Lineage: Eukaryota; Viridiplantae; Streptophyta; Magnoliopsida; Malpighiales; Euphorbiaceae
Product: glutaredoxin-C6
Exons: 1
Coding region: 81-515 (144 amino acids)
Source: RefSeq, a predicted model, not a curated record
UUCGAUACUCCCCCACUUGCCUCCGUUGCCAUCAACACCAUCACUUUCUUUCUCUAUUUACACUUCACUCUUUAGCUCCGAUGCAACGACUGCGACGUUGCUACAAUGAACUCGUCCGCCUCGACCUCAACCCUCCUCCCACCACCCCCACUUCCUCCUCCUCUUCUCUAUCCAUCGAUGCCGUAGAAUCUCCUGAGACACGAAUCCAACGGCUUAUAUCGGAGCAUCCGGUUAUUAUAUUCUCUCGAUCUUCAUGCUGCAUGUGCCACGUCAUGAAGAAGCUGCUCGCUAACAUCGGUGUCCACCCCACUGUGAUCGAGUUAGACGAUCAUGAGAUCUCCGCUCUCCCUCCUUCUCCACCUCCCUCUGAUCACGAUAGCGAGGCUCCUCGCAGUCUUGCUCCCGCCCUUUUCAUUGGUGGAACCUGCGUUGGCGGCCUCGAGUCUCUCGUAGCUCUCCACCUCAGCGGCCACCUUGUCCCAAAGCUCGUCGAAGUAGGUGCUCUGUGGGUAUGAUAUUCCCUCCUAUCAUCAUCAUCAAUGAUUUGGGUUUCUUUACUGUUGUAAGUGAACAUAAAUUUAGCUAGACAGGAAUAAUUUUUCUGUUAGAUUAUUAUGUUUGUUCACUGUUUGAUGGUCAAAUACUGAAAGAUAAGUUAGCAUAAGAAACUCUGUGAUUAUGCUUCAAUUCUCAGAAAAUCUGUGAUUGUUCAUCUACUAGAUUCAAGUUUAGGUUUCUCUCUUCCUUUUUGGUUGA